Messenger RNA from Malassezia restricta, 435 nucleotides. RefSeq lists its product as uncharacterized. The record is from RefSeq and is a predicted model, not a curated record. The transcript is spliced from 2 exons. The coding region runs from base 1 to 435 and encodes 144 amino acids. NCBI's taxonomy places the organism in Eukaryota, Fungi, Basidiomycota, Malasseziomycetes, Malasseziales, Malasseziaceae. Gene Ontology annotation, biological process: proteasome assembly.
AUGCACAGCCGUGCGUUUGUCGUGCGGGUGCCGCACGCUGCGUGCCCUGUGAUGGGCCUGCAAGUCGUUGUGAUGCAGGACACGCUGCUGGUGUGGUGUGGCGCGGUGCCGUCGGAUAUCGAGGACGAGGCGCGUGAUGGGGCGUAUGCGGGUGCGCUGAGCCGCGACUGGAGCGUGGCGAUGCAUGUGCCGUCCUCGACGACGAUGACGACGUCCCUGUAUCGUGCGGCGUAUCAUGACGACGUGUCGCGGCGCAUGUCGGAGCGUCUAGCUACGAAGCUCGGUCUGCGGCAAUUGUACCUCUCGCUGGAUCUGCCGGAUGUGCUCGUGCCGCGCGGCGCGGCUGCGCUGGCGCCCGAGGACGCGCGCGCUCUGCAGGCGCUGGAGCGCGGCCUUCGCGAGGGGCUGCAACGAGCUAGCGAGGCCUCGUCAUAG